AUUGUGGGAAAGGCGGGAGACAAGAUGGAGUUGACGGGAGACGUCAGCGGCACUUCCUCCCGAAAACCCACCGUUAUCCGGCGCGGGACGGCAGGCCCUGGCCGUCCUGCCCCGGCCGCCCCCAGCAGACCAGCCCCGGCACCUCCACGCCCACAGCCUGCUGCCAGGACAUCAGUACCAGAAAGAACAGAUUCUACAAAACGAGAUGCAGCACCAAAGCCACUGUCCAGAAAACCAAGUGUUCCUCCAGCCAGUAAACCUAAACCUGCAGCAGGCAAACGGAAACUAGAAAUCACCAUAGUGUCAGCCCAGCCCAUGACGUCCAGCCAAAUGACGGCCUUCAACACGGGAGGAUCCGUACCUCCUUCCUCUACCAGCACAAAUAAACCCACACAGGAACAGGCCAACACUGCGCCCAAGAAGAAAUCCGCACCCCCUCCCAAACCCCCUCCCCCCUCGCGCCCUCCCCCACCUUCUGUAAAGUCUUCCACUGGAGGCAAGCCAGGUCCAACCAUUUUGAGACCGAAGCCUGUGACCAACAAAGGCAAACCUGCGCGCCCUCCUCCUGCCAGUAAAAAGGUUCCCAAAGACAAGCCGCCCAGUUAUAACGAAGUCCUGAAGGAGAUCCACCGGGAGUCCCCCCAGACAGCUCUGCUCUUGGCUGAACUGGGUCCCAACUUCAGCAUGACGCCAGCUCCCCAGCCCCAACCCCCGCGCCCUGCCACCUGGUCAACCUUCCCCCCAGAGGAACACACUCAGACCGGCUGGGCAAGCUUCGACGACGACACGGUUCCCAAAAGUUCGGAGCCUCCCUCCGUGCCGGCCCCACCUCUACCGUCUACCAGGCCCAGAAAAGCGUACAAACACCCGGGAAAGACGUCGGCGGAUUCUUCGCGAAGCGGCUCGCCCGCCAACGAGUUGGAGAGUAUCGAGAACGUGAAACCGCCCGUCCCGACGCAAAGGCCUCUGUCUCUGGAUAGUACGUCUUCAGAGUCGAGUUCGGGAAAGGUCCCGCCGCCCGUUCCCUCCACCAGGCCCCAGAAGAGAGCCAGCAUAAGUAGUGUCAGUAGUGCAGGGUCGGAGGUGUUAAGCUAUGGGCUGCCUGAUGUUAUACCAAAGGGAGGGACUGAAGAGGACACUUCGGGAAGUGGAACAGAACAGAAGAAGGCUGUUCCCGGCACAAAGAAAAAGGCACCACCAAGGGAGAGUUCCAGUAGUGUUUCAUCUGGUAAAGCAGACAGUCAGGGUGGAUCGGAGUGGAAGGCACCACCUCUUCCCAAACGGCCUGGUCCUGGACACCCGCUCUUCCACUAUCUGGCAUCUGACGCACAUGGGAUCGCUCAGUUUGACUAUGAAGCCGCUCAAGAAGAUGAACUUUCCUUCAAAGCUGGGGAUGCCAUCCUCCUGAUAGAGAGAGUGAAUGCUGAUUGGUUGUUAGGGAGGGUAGGGAGCAACAAGGGCCUCUGUCCUCAAAGCUUCAUCAAGGUCAUCAUACCACUACCUGGAGAUUGCCAGGACGGCACGCAAAUGGCUCCUGGCAGUGGGCCCAGGGCUGUUGCUCUCUACGAUUUCGAACCAGGUCAGUCUGAUGACCUGGGCUUCAAGAAGGGAGAUACCAUUUUCCUGUUAGGGAAGGUGGGGGCAGACUGGUACCGAGGGAAGUGUGGGAAGAAGGAGGGAAUGUUCCCAGCUACUUACGUCAAUGUAGUGGAGGACCUGCCCUGGAAACAACCGGCUCAAGAAAAGGCUGACACAAUCGGGGGGCCUCGCUGCAAGGCAAGAUUCGACUUUGAAGGGGAGAGCGAGGGCGACUUGUCCUUUGAAGAGGGUGAUGUCAUCAGUCUUCUGGAGAGGGUCGGAGAUGAAUGGAUGAAGGGAGAGCUGAAGGGGAAGGCUGGGAUCUUCCCUCUGUCUUUUGUAGAGGUGGUCGAGAAUCUGCCUAUCGACACAGUCACUGCUUCUAGUGAUGGAGCUGUAGUGAAUGUACUGUAUGAUUUUGAGGGAGAAAAUAAUGAUGAACUUUCUGUAAAGGCUGGGAACAAGUUGAAAGUUCUCAGUAUCGUCAGUGCUGAUUGGCUGCUUGGAGAAGUGGAUGGGAGGCAGGGCAGGUUCCCAGCAUCCUUUGUGGACCAGAUUCCCUCCAAUGUCCCAGCAGCACCAACCGAACCAUCAGGGAAUGAGACACAAGGUCCCUCCCAGUACAUCGCAAAGUAUGACUUUGUCGGCCAGAGUGAAGGGGAGCUGUCCUUCAAGGCCGGGGACAGGAUGUCACUCAUCAGUGAGCUCGAUGCUGAUUGGCUGACAGUGAUGAUUGACAGGAACGAGGGCGUGGUUCCCAGAUCCUAUGUGGAGCCUGCAGGAGGUGGAGGAGAUGAUGGUUCCAGGCCCAGCGCUGUAGUGCUGUAUGACUUUGAGGCAGAGCAAGAGGAUGAACUUUCAUUGAAGGAAGGAGAGGAAAUUUUUCUGAAGGAAGUGUUUGAUGAUGAUUGGCUGGUAGGAGAGGUCAAAGGUCGCAUGGGCCGGUUCCCAGUCGCCUUUGUCCAGAUCAUCACACCUUUACCCUGAUUGGCGGCUGUCAAUCAACUACAGUAAGGCCUCACUGAUUUAAUUUUAUGGAUGACAUCCUCUCAAGACCCCCAAACUAGUGCGCGCA
Molecule: messenger RNA, 2653 nt
Organism: Branchiostoma belcheri (Belcher's lancelet)
Lineage: Eukaryota; Metazoa; Chordata; Leptocardii; Amphioxiformes; Branchiostomatidae
Product: SH3 domain-containing protein 19-like
Exons: 18
Coding region: 25-2565 (846 amino acids)
Molecular function (GO): protein binding
Source: RefSeq, a predicted model, not a curated record